AUGGAUAAUGAAACUGUGGUUCUUACAAAAGAAUGCAGUGCGAUUAUCCAGAAAAAUCUCCCUGAGAAAUUAAAGGACCCAGGCAGCUUUGUGAUUCCUUGUACUAUUGGAGAAGUAACAGCUGAAAUACCUUUAUGUGAUCUUGAAGCAAGCAUCAAUCUCAUGUCAUUAUCAUUGAUGCGCAAGCUUCAAAUUGAAGAGGUAAAACCUACCAGAAUUUCUUUACAACUUGCUGACCGUUCUCUUAAAUUUUCUUUAGGUGUUGUUGAGAAUUUACUGGUGAAGGUGGGGACGUUUAUCUUCCCUCCAGACAUUGUCAUAUUUGAUAUGGAAAAGGAUGUCAAUGCCUCUAUUAUACUGGGGAGGCCAUUCCUUGCUACAAGGAGAGCUUUAAUUGACGUUCAAAAGGGUGAAUUGACAUUGAGGGUGAAUGAUGAACAAAUUGUGCUCAAUGUAUUUAAAGCUCUACAACACCCGAAUGAUUCUGCAGAUUGUAUGAAGAUUGAUAUUAUUGAUCCCCUGGUGUAA
Arachis ipaensis is the source of this 528-nucleotide messenger RNA. RefSeq lists its product as uncharacterized. Lineage: Eukaryota; Viridiplantae; Streptophyta; Magnoliopsida; Fabales; Fabaceae. The record is from RefSeq and is a predicted model, not a curated record.